Hypomesus transpacificus is the source of this 1120-nucleotide messenger RNA. RefSeq names its product cytochrome c oxidase assembly factor 7. Gene Ontology annotation, molecular function: protein binding. The transcript is spliced from 3 exons. The coding region runs from base 281 to 967 and encodes 228 amino acids. NCBI's taxonomy places the organism in Eukaryota, Metazoa, Chordata, Actinopteri, Osmeriformes, Osmeridae. Gene Ontology annotation, cellular component: mitochondrial intermembrane space. The record is from RefSeq and is a predicted model, not a curated record.
CGACUACGGAAGCCGUAUGUGCGGACAAGUAGGAAUAAGUGAAAAAUCGAACUCUACAGAUCGUCUCACACUUAGCUAGCUAUUUACUUAAAAAGGGUCAAUGUUUACUCACCAGGGUUGAAUGUUAUUUUAACAAGUGGACAACCUACUACGUUUCAUGUAAAUCUUUUUGUCAUCCCGUAGUGACUGUCACUCCUUCCACACCAAGGUCACAAGUUGGACACUCAGCACGUGCGGUUAAGUGACUGUUCUUGUCGUAGCUAAUCUUUUGUGUUAGAAAAUGGCAGGACUCAUUAACUUUGAAGACGAGAAGGAGGUGAAGCAGUUUUUAGAUAACUUGGGCGUGGAGUACACCUACCAGUGUUACCGAGAGAAAGAUCCUGAAGGAUGCCAGAGGCUGGCUGACUACCUGGAAGGUGUGAAGAAGAACUAUGAGUCCACAGCGCAGGUGCUGAAACACAACUGUGAAACCCACGGGCACGGGGAGAGCUGCUACAAGCUAGGAGCCUACCACGUCACCGGCAAAGGGGGCGUGGCUGAGUGUCUGAAGACGGCCUACUCCUGCUUCCUGCGCUCCUGCGACGCAGGAGGGAAGAAGUCCCUGGACGGCUGCCACAACGUGGGUCUGCUGGCCCUGGAUGGCCGUGCCACGGAUGCUGGGCCCGACCCCCAGCAGGCACGCCGCUACUACAACAAGGCCUGCGCCGGGGGCUUUGCUCCAGCCUGCUUCAACCUCAGCGCCCUGUUCAUCCAGGGCUCCAUCCUGGAGAAGGACAUGGGCCUGGCUCUCCGCUACGCCAGCAGGGCCUGCGAGCUGGGACACGUGUGGGGCUGUGCCAACGCCAGCCGCAUGUACAAACUUGGGGACGGGACGGAGAAGGAUGAGAAGAGAGCGGAGGAGCUGAAGGAGCGAGCGAGGGAGCUGCAUGGGCAGGAGAAGGAGAGACAGCUGAGGUUCGGAGAGUGACCGUGCUGGGAGACAUUCUCGCUCUCCAGGAGAAACACUGCCGUGAUGAGGCAACUUGUGUUGGAGUGUGGCUGAUCGUGUUUAGGCCUGAUUUUUGACCUGCUGUAAAUACUUUCGAUAAAUUAUGUGUCUAAAUAAAGAAAUGAAAACAGA